AUGGCCUCUAAGUUCGAUAUGAGUGAUCUUGGUAGAUUGACAUACUACCUUGGAAUGGAGGUUCUGCAAUGUGAUGAUGGAAUAAUGUUGAGUCAGAAACGUUACGCACAGAAGAUAGUGGAAGAAGCCGAGAUGCAAAAUUGUAACGCGGUUCACACACCAAUGGAGUCUGGUUUAAAACUGUUAAAGGCAAGAGACGAGAAAGACAUUGACGCUACGAUGUUUAGGAAGAAUGUGGGCUGUCUUCGAUAUCUGCUACAUACUAGACCAGAUUUGAGCUAUUGUGUAGGAGUAUUGAGUCGCUACAUGCAGAAUCCCAAGGAGUCACAUGGAGCUGCCAUGAGACAAUGCCUAAGGUACUUAAAAAGUACAACUACACUUGGGUUAACGUUCGAGAGAUCGAGCUCAAGAGUCCCGAGACUCAUUGGUUACAUUGACAGUAGUCAUAACGUUGACCCAGACGACGGGAAGAGCACAACCGGACACAUAUUUUAUCUCGGAGAGAGUCCCAUUACUUGGUGCUCUCAGAAGCAAGAUACGGAAGACCUUGCGAGAGAGUUGUCAUUCGCAUUGACAAUCAAGUCUGCGAUUGCUCUCACAAGAAACCCAGUGUUUCACGGUCGAAGUAAGCAUAUACACACUCGCUAUCACUUCAUAAGAGAGUGCGUUGAAAAUGGUCAAGUCGAGGUGGAGCACGUUCCCGGAGAGAAGCAAAAGGCGGACAUCCUUACCAAGGCACUUGGAAGAAUCAAGUUCAAAGAGAUGAGAGAUCUCAUUGGCAUGAAGGACUUAGCUGGAAAUGAGUUCAAGCUUAAAGGGGAGAAUGUUGAACUAAGCUUGAAGAAAGCUUAA
Microthlaspi erraticum is the source of this 852-nucleotide messenger RNA. Lineage: Eukaryota; Viridiplantae; Streptophyta; Magnoliopsida; Brassicales; Brassicaceae. The record is from the annotation of a GenBank genome assembly.